AGUCUGAAUGCGUUUGUCCUGAAUUCCCGAGGAGAUGUUCAGUGCCGAAGGGGCCCAAGGAAUGGACCACACCAAUGGCCCGCAUCCCGCCAGUACACAAAUGCUGUGCAACUCAAGUGCAUCACCUGCGCUAUCGGUAGCCAAGCCUCACUGGGGGUGACACACUGCUGCUGACUGGGGCAAGAACAGGAUGCACGCGGUCGGGUGAGUUCUGCGCAUGGCUCGGAGGAGGGAACAACCUCGCGCAUUUGGGUUCGGAUUAAACCUAGAUCAUACAUCCAGGAAUGGAGCAGCUGCCGGCAAUUUGCCAGCUCAGUCGCAUAAGCGCGAUGAAGAUUCAGGUAUUGGUCACUUGUUACCUGUUCCAAGUGUGAUCUCGAAGCUUGUCGUGCAUAUGUUGUUGAUCUCUGGGGUAGGCCAUCCAGUCAUUCGCAGUGCACAUACCCGAGACGGCGAGACUCACUGCAACCACGGGAUAGCGAGUGAGAGCCAAGACGUAUCAUCCUUCUCUGGACAGCAAUUGUUGCUAUUCACAUCGUACCCCCUCCACUUCUAUUUCCAGUCGAAGGAAAAGUGUUCACGCGACUCUGCACGGCGUAGCAUUCUAGAAAAGUCUCGUCACCAGGUCUGCCUGCUGAUUAGUGGAGUAUAUGCAGUUGAAGCAUUUGCCGAGUGUGGCGUGCAGAUCUGUAACUUGGAACUGAAUACCGGGUCUUCUUCAACGUAAUUACCCCCUCAUCCGUUACAUUAGAUUUGGGUUGUGACAGAGUCAGUGCCCAAGCACCCGCUGGGGAGGGCCGAAAUGAUCGAAUGACGUUCUUGAUCAUCUCCAAUGGAGGAUUUAUUCUCUCAAGACGGUAGCAACGG
Molecule: messenger RNA, 867 nt
Organism: Aspergillus pseudonomiae
Lineage: Eukaryota; Fungi; Ascomycota; Eurotiomycetes; Eurotiales; Aspergillaceae
Exons: 1
Coding region: 218-727 (169 amino acids)
Source: RefSeq, a predicted model, not a curated record